AUGGCCACCACAACUGCCCGCGCUCAGGCUCCAGCCAUGAAGAGGAACGUCACAACAGACUCCUCGCCCUCCACCCACGCCAACAACUCGCCGUUCGACUCGCCUGCGGGAUCGGCUUCCAACACCUCGCUGUCGUCCCUUGACGAGAGUCCCGCUCAGUCCAAGAGCAACCGCGGUGUGCUUCUCGACACAUACGGCAACGAGUUUGAGAUUCCAGACUACACCAUCAAGCAGAUCCGUGAUGCCAUCCCCAAGCACUGCUUCGAGCGCUCAGGUCUUCGUGGUCUCGGCUACGUUGCCCGUGACAUCGCUUCGCUUGCGGCCGUCUUCUACGUCUUCCACAACUAUGUCACACCCGAGACAAUUCCCUCGACUCCUGUCCGCGCUGGUCUGUGGGCCGUCUACACUGUCAUCCAGGGUCUUUUCGGUACCGGCCUGUGGGUUCUCGCCCAUGAGUGCGGCCACCAGUCCUUCUCUCCCUCCAAGGUGUUGAACGACACCGUUGGCUGGUUCUGUCACUCCGCCCUCCUCGUCCCAUACUUCUCUUGGAAGAUCUCGCACGGCAAGCACCACAAGGCCACUGGUCACAUGGAGCGCGACAUGGUCUUCGUCCCCAAGACGCGAGAGGUCUACGCUUCGCGUAUCGGAAAGAUGAUCCACGAGCUCGAUGAGCUGACCGAGGAGACUCCCAUCGCCACUCUCCUCCACAGCAUCGGUCAGCAGCUCGCUGGAUGGCCUUUGUACAUCAUCCUCAACGUUACCGGACACAACUACCACGAGCGCCAGGCCGAGGGCAAGGGCAAGGGCAAGCACAAUGGCCCAGGCGGUGGUGUCAACCACUUCUUCCCAUCCAGCCCUCUGUAUGAACGCAAGGAUGAGCACCUCAUCCUGCUCAGUGAUCUUGGUAUCGCCAUCACCCUCGGUGCUCUUACCUGGGUUGGCAAGAACUUCGGAUUCGCCAACCUCUUCGUCUGGUACAUCCUCCCCUACCUCUGGGUCAACCACUGGCUUGUUGCCAUCACCUUCCUCCAGCACACCGACCCCACCCUGCCCCACUACGAUGCCAACACCUGGACUUACACUCGUGGCGCCGCUGCCACCAUCGACCGCGAGUUUGGCUUCAUCGGACGGGAAAUUCUCCACGGCAUUGUCGAGACCCACGUUCUCCACCACUACAUCUCCACAAUCCCCUUCUACCACGCCGACGAGGCUUCAGAGGCUAUCAAGCCUGUCAUGGGCAGGCAUUACCGCUCGGAUGUUGAGGGCGGUCCUAUUGGCUUCUUGAAGGCCAUGUGGAAGAGCGCUCGCUGGUGCCAGUGGGUCGAGCCCAGCGCGGACGCCGAGGGCGAGGGCAAGGGUGUACUCUUCUUCCGCAACCACAACGGUCUCGGUGUACCUCCUCAGAAGCUUUCUGCCCCGGUGGCCAAGUCGACUGCUGGCCAGCGUGCGAAAAUGGAGGUUGGCCCUGAGUCCGACAACGAGUAG
Messenger RNA from Parastagonospora nodorum SN15, 1485 nucleotides. RefSeq lists its product as hypothetical. The transcript has a single exon. NCBI's taxonomy places the organism in Eukaryota, Fungi, Ascomycota, Dothideomycetes, Pleosporales, Phaeosphaeriaceae. The record is from RefSeq and is a predicted model, not a curated record. The coding region runs from base 1 to 1485 and encodes 494 amino acids. Gene Ontology annotation, molecular function: oxidoreductase activity. Gene Ontology annotation, biological process: lipid metabolic process.